UCUUCCUAACAUGAUUUUAAUUACUCAUUUCAAUCGAAUUAUUAUUUUAAAAAGUCGAUUACACAAUACGCUUGCGCGAAAAGUUCAUUUGUGCGCAUGCGCGAUAAAUUUAUUUGCGCUCAUGUGCAAAGGCGAGGUGUCUACGACCACUCAUGACAUCACCAUUUGACAACUAUUUAAAUCAUAAUAAUUAUUAUUAAUUAAUUAAAAAUAAAUAAAAGUUAUUUUAUAAAAAAUCGUAUAGGUAUCGAACAAACAAAAGAUGAGCAAUUUAAUAGUUUGAAAAAUUUUAAGAAAAGUCUUGAUGUUUACUUCGAUAAAGAAAAAAAAAUUUUUGUAUUUUUAAUUAUCAAUAAAUAAUUAAAAAAUUAAUUAAUAAAGAGAGCAACAGCAGAUUUUAAUUGAGCAUUUUGUGAGCAAUUAAGAACACUUAUUCAUUACUCCCGGCUGUCACAGUUUCAUGCCAACUUUUUCUCCAUAAAAUACACGUCUUAUUUCAAUCUUACAAAAUUUUCAGCCCUAUAAUCUGAGUAGUCUCUAUGAUCUCUGUCUCAUCGGUCUCCAGAAGUGAAUCAGUAUUGAACGGGAAUAAAUAAACCGUUUAUUCUUUUUCUAUAUACAUAUAUGUAGACAGAAUACUAGGGUUUGAAAUGUAAACUAGGCCAUUGUAAUAAGACCUUUAGAUUGCAAUUUUGCUCGGAGUUUGGAGUCAGCUGAUCGUGAAUACACGUUUUUAUCAUCUAAUUUUUAUCCGUUUGUAUAGGAAGUAAUCAAGAAAUAUUAUUCUAGUCAAAACUAGUAGGAUUCUAUUAAUAUAAAAUAUUAUGGAUGAUACUAAUCUCAGAAACGAUUCUUCAAAUGUUGCUAUUAUUCGAGAAGUAUAUGAUGGUGCGAAUGCUCAUGAAACCUUCGAAUAUGAAUUAGAGAGAGCACUUGAAGCAAAAUGUAAUUUAAUUGUUAUUGAACCUUCAAAAUUAGGUGAUGAAACAUCGAGAUGGAUAACAGUUGGAAACUGUUUACAUAAAACAGCAUCAAUUUCAGGAUUAACAGCUAUUGUUACAGGUGUGCUUUGGGGUGAUAAACCUUAUAUUUGUAGUACUUUCGGUAUCACUGCUUUUAUCACAUGUGGACUUUACACUGUAUCCUGGCAGUUUGAUCCAUGCUGUCAGUAUCAAGUUGAAACGGACACUAGUAAAUUACCUCAUGUAGAGUUGCUUGCAAUUCUCGGACCGUGUUCACCGACAUUUCUUGUACGAAAAGAUGAUAAACGACGAAGAAUACUUCAUGGGACCAUUACAAUUGCCGCAAUGAGUAUCUGUGCAUGGAGACUAUAUCAAGCAUUUAAAUGAAAUGGGUGAUAUGUUUAAAAUAGUUAUUUCACGUUAUAAAUGUAAAUAUUAAAAGAUAAUUCAAUUCUCCUUCAUUAUCAUUAAAAAAAAAAAAAAAAAAAAA
Messenger RNA from Microplitis mediator, 1452 nucleotides. It is a transcript of the gene Pmi, whose product is annotated as transmembrane protein 11 homolog, mitochondrial. Gene Ontology annotation, biological process: inner mitochondrial membrane organization. NCBI's taxonomy places the organism in Eukaryota, Metazoa, Arthropoda, Insecta, Hymenoptera, Braconidae. Bases 825 to 1349 code for a protein of 174 amino acids. Gene Ontology annotation, cellular component: mitochondrial inner membrane. The record is from RefSeq and is a predicted model, not a curated record. The transcript is spliced from 4 exons.